This is a messenger RNA of Anguilla anguilla (European eel), 4518 nucleotides long. RefSeq names its product oxidation resistance 1a (gene oxr1a). The record is from RefSeq and is a predicted model, not a curated record. Gene Ontology annotation, cellular component: nucleus. Gene Ontology annotation, biological process: response to oxidative stress. The transcript is spliced from 17 exons. NCBI's taxonomy places the organism in Eukaryota, Metazoa, Chordata, Actinopteri, Anguilliformes, Anguillidae. Bases 222 to 2753 code for a protein of 843 amino acids.
UUUCUGUUAUGAGAAGGUCAAAUUACCGAGCGUGUCUGUUAUACACAACUGAGGUACUUGCUGAUGAAUUGACAUCGAUGCUGUUUAGUUUGUGUCUGAAACCGGUGCUUGUCAACAACUGAUCAUGGCACACGCCUCCAUCUGAAAGUGGACUCCCUCCCCAGAAGACCUGCCAUUUCAUCUCAUUACGAGCAGUCAUUUGAAAAGGGGAUUCUGCCAAGAUGUUCAGCACCAAAAGAUUGAAGAAGAAAUCCCAGUCGGUGGAUAUCGCGACGCACGGAUACUCCCCCAAUCUGGCAGCGGGACCUCAAGCGUCGCUGCUCAGCAGGGCUUCUCCACCUGUUGCCAGGACAACCACAUUCGCGGUGCAAGAAAACAACGCAACCAACUCCCAAAGAUUUGGCCCCCGAUGCGGCGAGCUACAGCGAUGCUACACUAUAGACACCGGCCAGAAGAAGACUCCGGAGAAGAAGGAUGGCCGCCGCAUGUCCUUCCAGAGACCGAAGGGGACCGUCGAAUAUUCCGUGGAAUUGCGCGACACGUUGAACAGCAUUGCGCUGAAGUUUGACACGACCCCCAAUGAGCUCGUUCAGCUGAACAAGCUCUUCUCCAGAGCGGUCGUUCCCGGCCAGGUUCUGUACGUUCCUGAUCCUGAGUACGUCUCCAGUGUGGGCAGCUCCCCCUCCCUCAGUCCCAUCAGCCCCCUGUCUCCCUCCUUCUCCUCGGCAGACUUAGAGAAAGUGACGAAUUCAGAUGGGGCUUCGCAGCCUCCGACAGAAGGCCCGCGCCAGGCCAGCCUCAGCCUCCGCCCCGCCCGCGUGGUGUCGUCCACCUCGGAGGAGGAAGAGGCCCUGACUGAGAGGUUCCUCAAGAUCAACUGCAAGUACAUAACAGAGGGCAAGGGUGCCGUCAGUGGUGUGCUUCUCGUGACGCCCAACAACAUCAUGUUCGACCCGCUCAGGACCGACCCGCUGGUGCAGCAGCGCGGCUGUGAGGAGUACGGCAUUAUGUGCCCCCUGGAGGAGGUCAUGUCUGCCGCGAUGCACCGGGAAAUUACCGACAGCAAAAUCAGAGAGUCCGUUCCACCAGACCUGGAGCAGCCCUCAUCAGAACAGGACGUGUGCCACCCGAAGAGAAUAUCUUCGAGUUCCGCGGACGGGACGCAACCGCGGAGUGUGGGCUCUGGUGCCGGCAUCCAGGCGUCCCUCUCUGAGGACGUCUUCACCGAGCCCGACCUCUCGCCCAUCCGAGAGGAGCUGUUGGGCUCCGACGAGCCUCUACACGACGAGCCCGCGGGCGCCUCCGGCGAGUCCGUCCCGGCCGCUGUCACCGCCACUGCCGCCGCCGCGGCCGAGCCAGCGGGCCGGCGGGAGAGCCAGGGGCCCGGGGACAAUCCAGACAGCCGUACCGCCCGGCCCCCGUCCACGGCGGGGACCGAGCAGCGCGGCGCGGAGCGGGCGCCAAGCGUGGGCACGCCCGCCGGCAGGGACCCGGGAGAUGGGGCGGAGUCAAGCCCCGCCUCCGAUUUGCAGGGCCCCGCCCCCGAGCUGUCCGCCCAGGAGGACCCCGGGAAGGGCAAGCUGGUCAGAGAGGGGACGGGGGAGUCGGAGACGGACGUGGAGGAGCUGAGGAAGAUGUGGAAGAGUCACACUAUGCAACAAGCCAAGGAGCAGAGGGAGAAUGUACAGCACACACACAAGGAGGGAACACCAGCCAGCCUAGAACAGGCAGCCGAGGGGCCCCGCCCAGCAGAAGGGCCAGCGAUGCUCGUGGAGAAGCGGAGACCCCAGGCUCACAAGUUCCUGUGCCUGCGGGUGGGCAAACCCAUGAAGAAGACCUUCAUCUCCAACGCCAGUGCCUCCAUGCAGCAGUACGCGCAGAGGGACAGGAAGCACGAGUACUGGUUCGCCGUCCCUCAAGAGAGGUCGGACCACCUGUACGUGUUCUUCAUCCAGUGGAGUCCCGACAUGUUCGGGGAAGGGCUGGGAGGCCUCGGCCGGGAGCCCGGCUUCAUGGUGGUGAAGAAAAACGAGGAGUCCGAAUCCGGGGAGGAGCCGCCGGACGCAGACGUAACCAAGGAGUGGGAGGUAGUGUCAUUGGCUGAGUAUCACCGCAGGAUCGAUGCGCUAAACAGCGAAGACCUGCGCGCGCUCUGCAAACGUCUCCAGAUCUCGACUAAGGAGGAGGUCAACUCCACGCAUGGCACCUCCAUCAAGACUGACCUGGAGCCAGAGACGUUCAGACCCAACCUCAGCGAGCCAAGCGACCUUCUGCUGCCAGAUCAAAUUGAGAAGCUGGCGAAGAACCUCCCACCUCGAACAAUCGGGUACCCCUGGACGCUGGCCUUCGGCACGUCGAAGCACGGCAUGAGCAUAAAGACGCUGUACCGUGCAAUGCAGGGCCAGGACACGCCCGUUUUGCUGGUCAUCAAAGACAGCGACGGAGGGAUCUUUGGCGCGUUAGCGUCAGAGCCCUUCAAAGUCAGCGACGGCUUCUAUGGGACCGGGGAGACCUUCCUCUUCUCCUUCUACCCAGAAUUUGAGGUAUUCAAGUGGACAGGGGACAACAUGUUUUUCAUCAAGGGAGAUAUGGACUCCUUAGCAUUUGGAGGUGGAGGGGGCGAGUUUGGGCUGUGGCUGGACGGAGACCUCUAUCACGGCAGGAGUCACUCGUGCAAAACAUUUGGCAACCCUAUGCUGUCCAGGAAGGAGGACUUCUACGUGCAGGACAUCGAGAUCUGGUCGUUCGAAUAAGACUCCUGGGGGGGCGGGAGGCGGGGGGUUGGGUAGGGGGGGAUUAUUGAAAUGUAGGACCUCCCCAAAACACCAGUGUCCCAAACCUGACUGCGCAUUACCUCGACUCCCCGGACGGCCGGCGAGAAAGCGUGCGACCAAGCUUACUGUCUGUUACUACUGUUACUACUUGCGUCAAUACAGAGCUUAUUUGUGAAGUUACUAUUGGUGUGUUUUCUCAGAGUUGAGUGCAGGGAGGACGCGGGGGACCGGGGAGGGGGGGGGGGAUUAGGGGUUUGGAGGGUGACGUAGGGAGCCACAGAAAGGCAUGCCGUUGGUAUGUUCAUGGAAUUAUGGGAUUGAAGACCAUCGGAGCAUUAACACCUCAGGUGCCGAUGAUGGUAGCACAGGUUUGGGACCAGCAGAGGAACUGCGGCAACAUAUGCAGAUACAGAGCUGACCCCCCUCUUUCCGGAUCUUUCCUCGUACCAUCCUCGGUCGGGUAAUUCGUACUUGGCGCAGGCCUUAAACUGUGUCCGAGAGGAAGUGCGCAAAGCCGACGGCGCAAGGUUUCAGCUGCGUGCAACGCCUAAACACGUCCGCAGGUUAGGACCCUGCGAAACGCCAACAGUUCCCACCUGGCUGUUGCCCUGGGAAGCAAAGUAUAGAGUACUUUGUAUUAUAGUUCUCCUGUCAUUCACCCAUCAUUGCGUACCAUCUCCAAGCACAUAGCUAUAAUCAGAAUACCCAUAGUCGUACUGUUCUGUUAAGUGGGUGUAUGUGUGAGUUCAGCUAACACCUCCUCCAGCCAGGAGCUGUGUGUACUGUUCGUAGACAGUAAUGUGUUGCAAUAGAUUUGUGGAAUAUGCAAAUUACUGUCAUGUGACCUCAAGUAAUACGGGGGGCACUUUGUCUACCUGUUGUUCUUUCAGAGAGAACUUGUAAAGCUUUUACGUCUUGACAAAUAAUUGCUUUUCUGGAUAUAAUUUGAAAAGCCUGAGACGUGGUUUAUUGUUUUACAUAAAUAUAUUGCAAUUAUAUAUUUAUAUAUAUGUGAUUAUAUAUAAAUAUAUAUAAUUAUAUAUAUUGCUGUUAUAAGUGUGACAGUGAUCUUUCUUUGUGCUGACAUUUCAGCUGCUACAAAUAUAAUGUAUAUUACCCUGUAAAUUAAUGUUAAAAUAGUAGAUUUGUUCCUAUAUAUAAAUAUACAUAAAUACAUAUAUAUAAAUAUAAAUAUAUAUAAAGUGUGGAUUGGUGGGUUGCUUAUAGCACUUUAAUCUUAGUAUACAAGCAUAAGGCCAGGUUCUUGGGUACAUUAGCAGUAGCUGUACAGUCAGUUUUCUUUGUUUAGAUCAUGAAGAUGUUAACUGUUCAUAGGAAGCUUGCUGCUGCAGUAUUUAUUCAAAAAAAAAAAAAAGUUACCGGGCAGUUCCCAAACGCCCAGCGUUACAGAUGAAGAGAACACCGCGGGCGCUGAACGUCGAAGUCCAGCGCAGUGAAUUUCUCCUCUCCAUGUUACCUGUCCAGUGGUGUGUCACGUUGUUAGCGUGUAGACAAUGUUUACAGACAGCUAGAGGACGCGGAGAUGUAAAUAACAAUUUUUUUUUCUCAGUAGCUUUUUUUUUUUUUCUUUCUCUCCCCCUCUCUGGUCUUCCACAGCAGUGUUAGUGUCCCUGUGGAGUCACAAAGAACUACAUGAAUAAGUCCUCCAAUUAAUUUCACCAGAUUACAGUGUAACAGUGAUGUAUAAAUAACAAUACAAAUGAAUAAAUUGUCUAACCUGGGA